Cavenderia fasciculata is the source of this 2070-nucleotide messenger RNA. RefSeq names its product sucrose proton symporter. Gene Ontology annotation, cellular component: membrane. Gene Ontology annotation, biological process: transmembrane transport. Gene Ontology annotation, molecular function: sucrose:proton symporter activity. Lineage: Eukaryota; Evosea; Eumycetozoa; Acytosteliales; Cavenderiaceae. The coding region runs from base 1 to 2070 and encodes 689 amino acids. The record is from RefSeq and is a predicted model, not a curated record. The transcript has 5 exons.
AUGAAAGAAUCAGAUAAUAACACAAACAGUAGUAGUAGUCGAGAUACUAAUAAUAAUAAUCAUGACGAUAGGGUGAUUCAUUCGUCCGGAAAUAAUACUCCAUCCCAUACUACUACUUCUCCUACUACUACUCAUUCAACUAUGACAAAAGAGAAUAAAUUUAAUAAUUCUAGUCCAAGUAAUAGAAAUAAUAAUAAAUCAAGCCAACAUUCUAGAGAUUUUAAUAAAUCUCCACCUUCUAUUUCAUCAGAGAAUAUAACAAACAACAAUAAACUUAUCACAAAUGAAUUUAGUUCAACUUCAAAAGAAAGAGUAUCACAUGAAGAAAUAGAUCUAAAAGAAAAUAAUAAUAAUACACUCUUACAUCCAUUAAAAGAAAAGAGUUCCAGGAAGAAAGGUGAAUGUACAAUAGAGGAAAUGGAUUUGGAUCAAGAAGAAACAUUCUUGUCGGUUGACCAUGGUCCAUCACCGACAUACAACAAGGAUGGAUACACAAAGAUAUUAUCAAGAGAAUGUAGUCCAUCGAUAAAACCAUCUUUAAAAAACAAUUCAUCACCAAGUUCUUAUCAAACCGUUCAUAGCAAGAACAUAAAUAAUAUCGACGAUGAAGAUGAUGACAUUGGAAACAACAAUAACAAAAAAAAGAAGAAUAUUGAAAAUUCAUUAUUAUUACAAUCAUACGAUGAAGAAAAUCAAAUAACUAUCGAUGACAUUAUUGAAGUGGACAAGAGAGAUACACUUUCGGCAUUUAAAUUAUUUGCUCUUACCGUUUCAUUUUUAGGUGUACAAUUUGGUUGGGCAUUACAAAUUGCAUUUAGUACACCAUUAUUUCUUGAACUUGGAGUACCAAGUUUUUGGGUUUCAUUUAUUUGGAUGGCUGGACCAAUUUCAGGUUUAAUAGUUCAACCAAUUGUAGGAGUAGUUAGUGAUGUUUCCGAAUCAAAACAUGGAAGAAGAAGACCAUUUAUAUUUUUUGGAACAAUAUUUAUAGCAGUUGGAUUAUUAUUAGUUUCCAAUGCUCAAUCAAUUGGAUCAAUUUUUGGAUCAGAUUCAAAAGAUGCUUCCAUUUUUAUUGCUAUAAUAGGAUUUUGGAUAUUAGAUUUAUCUAAUAAUGUAGUUCAAGCUCCUUGUAGAGCUUUAUUAGUUGAUGUAGCACCAACAUCUCAGCAGGGAUUAGGAAGUUCAUUAUUUUCAAUCAUGUUGGGUAUUGGUAAUUUAUUGGGUUAUUUUAUGGGUUCAUUAAAUCUAGUCAAAGCUUUACCAUUUAUGAAAACAGAUAUCAGAGCAUUAUUUACAAUAUCAAUAAUAACAUUAUUAUUAUGUAUUUCAAUGACAUUGAUAAGUGUAAAAGAAAAAAGAUAUAGUAAACCAAUCAAUGAUUUAACACCCAAAGUAAAUCCAUUCCAAGCCAUUUUAAAUGGUAUUAGAGAUAUGCCCAUGUUUUUGAAACGAGUAUGCAUUGUGCAAUUCUUUUCUUGGAUUGGAUGGUUCUGUUUUGUAUUAUACGUUACGACAUGGGUCGGAGUCAAUGUCUACCAAGGAGAUCCAAAUGCACCAGAAGGGUCACCAGGCAGGGACCUAUUUCAACAAGGUGUUAGAAGAGGUUCAUUGGGACUAAUGAUGAGCUCUGGUGUUUCGAUUGUCACUUCACUACUCAUUCCCACUCUUAUUCGACUCGUUGGCAUAAAGUAUGUCUACUUUGCCGGAAAUGCGAUACAAACACUUUUAUUUGCACUCUUUUUCAUCUGUAAAAGCAAAUUGUGGGCAUUGCUUCUUAUUGGAGCGACUGGCAUCCCAUGGUCCGUUGUCAUGGUACUCCCCUUUACCAUUGUUGGUCUUGGUAUCUCGAGCAGCGAAAGCGGGUUGCACAUGGGCACCCUCAAUGUAUUUGUAGUGAUUCCACAACUGCUCGUUUCACUUGGUAUCAGUUUUGUCAUUUCCUUGUUUGGUGGCGACCUUUCCUAUUCGCUCCUUACAGGUUCCAUCGCAUCUCUGCUUGCAACUUUUGCAACCAUCGCCAUUAUUGUUCCAAAUACAAUGAGUCAAAUCGAUAUUGACAAUAUUCAAUAA